CUGCUGACCACUGACCAUCCCAGAGGCCCUUCUAUUCCCGAGGAAGAGCCAGGGCAGCCGGUCCCUGCCCCUCACGGAGAUGCUGCUCGGAGCCUGGCUGCACUGGGCUUGCCUCCUGCUCCUGGCCCAGCUUGCCCAGCCCUGCCCUGUGGGGUGUGACUGUUUCAUCCAGGAGGUGUUCUGCUCUGAUGAGGAGCUGGCUGCCAUCCCACUGGACAUCCCCUCCUAUGCUACACACAUCAUCUUCGUAGAGACCUCGUUCACCACGGUGGGAGCCAGGGCCUUCAGCGGCAGCCCCAACCUGACCAAGGUGGUCUUCCUCAACACCAACGUGUGCCACUUCGGGCCGGAUGCCUUCGGGGGGCUGCCAAGGCUUGAGGACCUGGAGAUCACUGGCAGCACCUUCUCCAACCUCAGCGCCGAUGUCUUCUCCAACCUGACCUCAUUGGGCAAGUUCACCCUCAAUUUCAACAUGCUGGAGGCUCUGCCUGUGGGCUUCUUCCACCAUAUGGAUGCACUGGAGUCCCUCCAGCUUCAGGGAAACCGGCUCCAGACCCUGACCGGGACAGUCUUCCAGCCUCUGAGACGUCUGAGGACCCUCAACCUCGCUCAGAACCUCCUGACCCAGCUGCCCGAGGAGCUGUUUGACCCCCUCUGCAGCCUGCAGACCCUGAAGCUGAGCAACAAUGCGCUGACUGGCUUGCCCCAGGGGGUGUUCAGCAAUCUGGGCAGACUGCAGGAACUCUCCCUGGAUGGUAACAGCAUCUCCGAGCUGCCUUCGGAAGUGUUCGCGCAGCUGUCCCGCCUGGAGAAGCUGUGGCUGCAGCGCAACGCCAUCAGGCACCUGCCCUCGUCCGUCUUCUCUGCCCUGCGCAACCUGACCUUCCUGAACCUGCAGGGGAACAAGCUGCAGACGCUGCCCGCUGGCCUCUUCUCCCGUUCCCCUGGCCUGGUCAGCCUGUCCUUGUCCCACAACCAGCUGGAAACUGUUGCCGAGGGGGCCUUUGCCAACCUAUCUGGCCUCAGUUUUCUCACGCUCUCACACAACGCCCUCACCCAUCUCCCGGCUAGCAUCUUCAGGGACCUGGAGGGGCUGAUCAAACUCUACCUGGGUAGCAACAACCUGACGGCCUUGCACCCUGCCCUCUUUCAGAACCUGUCCAAACUUGAGGUGCUUAGCCUCUCCAAGAACCACCUGACCACGCUCCCGGAGGGCAUCUUCGACACCAACUACAACCUGUUCAACCUCGCCCUCCAUGGCAACCCUUGGCAGUGUGAUUGCCACCUGGCCUACCUCUUCAACUGGCUGCACCAGUACAGCGACCGGCUCUUCAACAUCCAGACCUACUGUGCCGGCCCCGCCUACCUGAAGGGCCAGGUGGUGCCUGCCUUGAAGGAGGAGCAGCUGGUGUGCCCCGUCGCUCGGGACCGCUUGGGCUUCCAGGCCCCGAGGCUGGAGGACAGGGAGCCAGGGGGUGGCUGGGAUCUGGCUGCGGAGGAGAGGGCAGUGCGGGGCCGGUGCACCUACAGCAACACCGAGGGCACCGUGGUGCUGGCUUGUGAUGAGGCCCAGUGUCGCUGGCUGAACAUCCAGCUGUCCUCCAGGCAGGGCUCGGGCUUCCCAGCACUGGCGCUCAAUGCCAGUCAGGAGUGGGACUUGAAGUCCAGCUGUGGCUCCGUGAGGGUCACUGUGUCCAUUGAGGCCCGGGCAAGGAAGCCCUAGGCCCAGGGCAUAGGGGCCAGGAGCUGGGCAGACGGCCUCUGGGCCUGACCAGGCAGGAGAUGGCGGAGGGGAGCUGAAGCUUGGUGUUUUCAGAUACAAGGGAUGGACUUACAUCUCCAAGGUGGAGGAGGUGGAGGCGGCUGGCUCCAGCACCCUGAGUCUCUGUCUCCCCUCUUCCUCCACUACCCCAGUCUGAGUCUGAGACCUCACAAGGCCUUCCUCAAGCUUUGCAAAGCACCCGCUAAAGCUGCAUUGUGGUCCAGAGAAUAAAAUAACGCUGCUCC
This is a messenger RNA of Camelus dromedarius (Arabian camel), 2007 nucleotides long. It is a transcript of the gene CPN2, whose product is annotated as carboxypeptidase N subunit 2. Bases 80 to 1723 code for a protein of 547 amino acids. The transcript is spliced from 2 exons. Gene Ontology annotation, molecular function: protein binding. NCBI's taxonomy places the organism in Eukaryota, Metazoa, Chordata, Mammalia, Artiodactyla, Camelidae. The record is from RefSeq and is a predicted model, not a curated record.